UCAUUUUCCAAAGAUGCAAAAAUAAAAUUAUCAAAAACCCCAAGCUAGCACAAGUGACAUGGUUCUAAACCUCAAAGACUCCAUUUUUGUGAAUCAAGAAAAGAUGUUUACCCUCCAAAUUAACACCCCUUUUCUUCAAUUCUCAAAUCUUGCAACGUCCAACAAGUUCAGCAAAUUCAACACACUUUUGGGUGGACCCCAUUUUCAAGCAAGGCCAAACCUGUUGAUUGUCAAGUCAAUGAGUGGAAGUGAAAGAAUGAAGGGCAGUGAUUUGUUGUCAAAGAUUGAAGCAGUUGUUGAUGACCCAAAUGUUGAAGAGGAAUUGGAUGAGUUUUCACCAGAGGGGAGGUUCAGAUUGGGCGCUGAAGAGAUGGAUUAUGAUAGGAACCCUGAGUUUGCUGAGAUUAUUGGGAGUUGUCUUGAUGACCCUCAGAAAGCUCGUUCAAAAAUGGAGGAAAGACUGAGGAGGAAGAAGAACAAGAUAUUGCAUACUAAAACGGGCUCGCCAAUUCCUAUGAAAGUCGUCAUGAACAAAUUCGAAUUCUCCAACUCGUAUAUUUGGUUUGAGUUCUACAACACUCUCUUGGAGAAAGAUGUGUCCUUGAUUUGUGAUACGCUACGGUCAUGGCACAUUGUGGGACGUCUUGGUGGUUGCAAUUCCUUAAAUAUGCAAUUAUCACAAUCUCCUAUGGAUAAAAGGCCAGUUUACGAUGAUAUUCAGGGAGCAAAUGUUACACCAACAACAUUUUAUAACAUUGGGGAUUUAGAGAUUCAAGACAACAUCGCACGAAUAUGGGUGGAUAUUGGAACGGCUGAUGGAUUGUUGUUAGAUAUUUUGGUAAAUGCGCUGACCCAAUUAAGCUCAGACUUUGUUGGAAUUAAGCAAUUGGUUUUUGGCGGAACCGAGUUUGAGAACUGGAGGCAGAACCUGACAUCAGAAGAUGCCGGAUACAGCGUACACAAGAUUUAGGCAGUAUAUCUUGCCGAGACUCAACACUAUAUCUUGUUGUACAUGUUAUUUGCGACCUGCCUUGCCCUUUUUUAGAAGUAGAAAGGACUGCAUAAUUGGCAUUGGCAAAGUUUUGAUGAUAUAAGAGGGAGCAGAGCAUGAUGCAGAGAGAAGACAUUCUAGAGGAGUUGAUGGCACAACUGAGUUGUUUUGGCAUAGGUGUGCUGUAGAUAAUUUUUGCAUUGACAUUCGACACUGAUAUAGAAACUAUUUUGGCAACAAUUUAAUUGACACAUUCUUCUUUGCUUUUCAUUAAAAUGA
This is a messenger RNA of Daucus carota subsp. sativus, 1270 nucleotides long. RefSeq lists its product as uncharacterized. NCBI's taxonomy places the organism in Eukaryota, Viridiplantae, Streptophyta, Magnoliopsida, Apiales, Apiaceae. The record is from RefSeq and is a predicted model, not a curated record. The transcript is spliced from 7 exons. The coding region runs from base 59 to 970 and encodes 303 amino acids.